Messenger RNA from Zeugodacus cucurbitae (melon fly), 2062 nucleotides. It is a transcript of the gene Exd2, whose product is annotated as exonuclease 3'-5' domain-containing protein 2. Gene Ontology annotation, biological process: nucleobase-containing compound metabolic process. Gene Ontology annotation, molecular function: nucleic acid binding; 3'-5' exonuclease activity. Lineage: Eukaryota; Metazoa; Arthropoda; Insecta; Diptera; Tephritidae. The record is from RefSeq and is a predicted model, not a curated record. Gene Ontology annotation, cellular component: nucleus; cytoplasm.
GUUAAGAAGAUAAACAAUUUGACAGUUCUCUGCAUACGCUGCCCACAGUUUCGUCAAAAAAUUCUAAAUUCCAGGUAUUUGCCCUCUUUACAAAAUAUAAUGGGUGAUUUACAAAAACGGAGCAUAUUCACUACAAAAACCGCUUUUCUGGCCACAGCAGCUGGUAUUGGUUUGCUUUGCUUUGUGGUUCGUCAAAGAAGUCGUAUAAUAUCCUGCAUACGCAACUACAGAAACCCAUUGGGAGAAAAACAAAUAACCGUUAUUGAAACACUUGAUGAAUGUCAACAUGUUUUAGAAACAUUAAAGCGCCACUGUCAUGAAUAUAAAGUUCUUGGCUUUGAUUGCGAGUGGGUCACGGUAGGAGGUAAGCGACGUCCUGUAGCACUGCUCCAGUUAUCUUCACAGAAAGGACUAUGCGCGCUGUUCCGCCUUUGUAACUUACAACAAAUACCAAAAGGACUCCGUGAUAUUCUCGAAGAUGAUAAAGUUAUAAAGGUGGGUGUAGCUCCACAAGAUGAUGCGCACAAACUUUCAUUUGACUAUGGUGUGGGUGUGGCGAGCACAUUAGACUUACGAUAUUUGGCUGCCUUGGUUGAUCACAAACCAGAAGGGUUAGCUAAAAUGGCAAAGAGUCUGUUAAAUGUGCACCUGGAUAAAAAUUGGAGGCUCUCAUGUUCAGAUUGGGAAGCCAAAGUACUAAACGAAAAGCAGUUGCAGUACGCAGCUAACGAUGCAUUGGUAGCAGUGAAAAUAUUUGACCAGCUCGUGAAGAAGUUGGAGCCAAAGCCAUUUUGGGAUCUAAAAAAGUUGAAAAUGAAUAUUCAAGAGCGCUUAGAACCUUUUUAUGAUCUUCGCUUCAGGGAAGGAUUUUUAAACAACUUUGCGAACAGCGACAAGAGUAAAGCUAUCUCAACCACAGGGAGAAAGUCAAGAAUAAAACCUCUGCAAACUCGUAGCAUCAGCACACGCACUAGAGCAUUGUAUGAUAACUGCAACUUACAAGCACCUGAUGGUGAACUGCUCUGUACUAUCGAUGCGAAGAAGGCUCAAUGGUAUGUAGAUCAGAGUUUGGGCGAAAUCAUAUCGCAAACACCAUUAACCGUGCGCUUGAAUUUCGAGCCUUCGGGACGAGCCGUUGGUGAAGUGGGGCGAUACUACCAGAAUCCAAAGGAAAACCGUUGUGUAGUAUGCGGUCGAAGGGAUCCCUUAUCACGCAAAAAUGUUGUACCUCGCGAAUAUAGAAAACAUUUCCCAGUGGUUAUGAAAUCGCAUACAUCUCACGACGUGCUCCUACUGUGCCCUGAAUGUCAUCAGCUAAGUAAUAUUUUCGACCUGAAAAUGCGCACAAAACUGGCAGAACAAUGCAACGCACCGUUCUCUAGAGGAGACUCGGCUGUGAAAUACAUCGAGCUACCAGAGCUAAAGCAAGUUAAAUCGGCUGCGCGAGCGUUGUUGCAAAGUCAAAAUGAAAUACCUGAAGAGCGGCGCGGGGAACUAAUGCGAAUUUUAUUGAAUCAUUACAAGGAAGAUCUAACGAAUGAAAUAAUUAGAGAGGCGGCAAAAAUUGAUACAACCCGAAACAAUGAAAACUAUUGUCAUCACGGAGAACAGGUCGUGCAUAUGUAUCAAAAUGAAUUCGGUGGGCUCUGUGAACUCGAAAAGCUGUGGCGCCAACAUUUCCUAAGCUCUAUGAAACCUAAAUAUCUUCCAGAGCUUUGGAAUGUCAACCACAAUGCAAAUAGGUUGGAGAUCCGAGCACAAGAGGGGCGUGUUGAUAAGGAAGAUUUGAUUGUUGCUGGCCUCGAUCCAGUUGAAGUUACGGACAGUGUAGUGAACAGUUGAAAAAUACGUUUCAAUAAGAUUGAUUAUUUUUGAAAGCUUAUUUUUUUAUUUAAAAAUUUGUAUCUAAAAUUCGCUGUGCCUAGAGUUAUUGCAUAUACCCUUUCUAUUUGCUAUUUCCGAAAUUGCUCACUGUAUGUAUUAUUGAAGCAAUUCAGAUCUUACUUAACGCUUUACUUAGUUGUAAUAUUUACAAGAUAAUGCAUUAGAUGGUAAAGAUAAA